This is a messenger RNA of Fraxinus pennsylvanica, 732 nucleotides long. The record is from the annotation of a GenBank genome assembly. NCBI's taxonomy places the organism in Eukaryota, Viridiplantae, Streptophyta, Magnoliopsida, Lamiales, Oleaceae.
AUGCCAAGUUGCUUUCCGAUAGCGAGCAAGACAACAGUAGCACAUGAUGUUAUAUUUGAUCCGUCACCAGGAUCAAUGGACAAUCCUAAUCGUGUUCUUAUAGUCAUGAAUGGUUUGAAGGAUGUCUCGAUUGAUUUACUCGAAUGGGUCCUCAAGAAUUUUACUUUCCGCCAUUGUUGCACUAUUACUAUCCUUGGUAUCUCACCCUGGCUAAACAUUCCACUCUCAGCAAAGACUUGGUCAGACAUUUGGAGCAUGGAUCUCGAUGAUUUGUCUACUGUGAGAGAGAGAAUUGAGUGGAAGAAUGAUCCCAAGUACCAAAAGGUUCAACGACUUGUUGACCUUUGCCAAAGUUAUGGGGUGGUGCCAGAGAUCAGAACUGAAAUGGGGCAUCCAAUAAGACUAUUGGUUGUUGAGCAAAUUAGCAGUCUGAAUGCUACGCUAGUGGUUUUCGAUAGACACCACGACAGGAAAAACAUAGAAUACUAUGCAGAGAAAGUCCCGUGCAACAUGGUGGUGGUGAACGACAAUGGAGAAGUCGAGUUGAUCAAGAAAAGAUCGUGUAUGGAUAGUGAAGCCGAGAACACACCUACAACUAUUGCUGAGUCCUCGGAUGCUGCUGCCAUAGCGAAUUGCUCGACCUCUAUAUUUUCUGAACAAUUGAAGAAGCGUCUCAAGCCAAAAUCUCGAGGGAAACAGGACAAAGAAUUGAAAAAUCUUGAUACAGAUUAG